CUAAGCUUAAGCUGCCAAUUUUUGCUUUUGUACAACCGGCUCAAGCUUGCUGCUACUGCGAGACCUUCGCCUGUAACUUGAAUUUCUUUCUUUUCUCAACGUGACGUUCUAUUGCCCUCAGGAACCAUGUCUCAACAAACCACGCGCACUUUCACCCUCAACACCGGGGACAAGAUCCCCGCCGUUGGUCUGGGUACCUGGCAAUCCAAGCCCAAUGAGGUCAAGCACGCCGUUGAGGCCGCCCUGCGCCGCGGCUACCGCCACAUCGACACGGCCCUGGCCUACGGCAACGAGCGCGAGGUCGGCGACGGCAUCAAGGCCUCGGGCGUUCCCCGCGAGGAGAUCUGGAUCACCACCAAGCUGGACAACCCCUGGCACAAGCGCGUGCCCGAGGGCCUCGCCUCCUCCCUCGAGAGUCUACAGACCGACUACAUCGACCUCUACCUGAUGCACUGGCCCUCCAGCACCGACCCCGACGACCUCAAGAAGCACUACCCGGACUGGGACUACGUCGACACGUGGCGCGAGAUGCAGAAGCUCGUCGGCACCGGCAAGGUCCGCAACAUCGGCGUGUCCAACUUCGGCAUCACCCACCUCGAGCGCCUGCUCAACGACCCGUCCUGCAAGAUCGUGCCCGCCGUGAACCAGGUCGAGCUGCACCCCUGCAACCCUUCGCCCAAGCUGCUCGAGUACAACAAGAGCAAGGGCAUCCACACCACCGCCUACUCGUGCCUCGGCAGCACCGACUCGCCUCUGUACAAGAACGACUCCUUGCAGAACAUCGCCAAGGCCAAGGGGAAGACCCCGCAACAGGUCCUCCUGCACUGGGGGCUCCAGCGCGGCACGAGCGUCAUCCCGAAGUCCGUGUCCAAGGAGCGUAUCGACGCCAACUUUGACCUGGACGGCUGGGAGCUGACCGACGAGGAGAUGAAGCAGCUGUCCAGCUUCACGGAGCGAUUCAAGGUCUGCGAUGGCGCCUUUUUGCCCGAUGGUGUCAAGGUCUUCCUGGGUGAUGACGAAUAGAGAGAAGUUAAGCAUAAAUGAUGGAAGAAACGGUUUCUGCGUGUGCGUGUGCGUGUGUGUGUGCGUGUGUGUGUGUGUGUGCGUGGGGCAUGGCAAGAAGAAAAUACUGUUGGCAUUCCGUGUCGCUGGUAUUUCCGGGGUAUAUAUAUAGAUGACACGCCCGAUGGCACGCUAAAACUAAGAAUAAAAGUUAAAGAGU
Molecule: messenger RNA, 1222 nt
Organism: Sodiomyces alkalinus F11
Lineage: Eukaryota; Fungi; Ascomycota; Sordariomycetes; Glomerellales; Plectosphaerellaceae
Product: GCY protein
Exons: 2
Coding region: 127-1023 (298 amino acids)
Cellular component (GO): cytosol
Molecular function (GO): aldose reductase (NADPH) activity
Source: RefSeq, a predicted model, not a curated record